This is a messenger RNA of Lactuca sativa (garden lettuce), 1225 nucleotides long. Its product is annotated as 3'-5' exonuclease. NCBI's taxonomy places the organism in Eukaryota, Viridiplantae, Streptophyta, Magnoliopsida, Asterales, Asteraceae. Gene Ontology annotation, biological process: nucleobase-containing compound metabolic process. Gene Ontology annotation, cellular component: nucleus; cytoplasm. Gene Ontology annotation, molecular function: 3'-5' exonuclease activity; nucleic acid binding. The record is from RefSeq and is a predicted model, not a curated record.
UUAAGGGAAAAAAUAAUAAUUCUAACAAACAUUAGACACUAACACUUUUAAAAUCGUCAGAGUGACAAACAAUCAUAUUUUAUCAGAUAUAAAUUUUUUUUGUCAAAAGCCCCUAAAAAGUAAAAACUAUAGAGUGUGUUGUACACCAGCAGAAAAAUGUACAAGACCUCACGACCCUCGUUCCAUACAAAACAAAAAAUUGGAUUUUGUUUGAUGAAACUUUGAGUUUAAUGGACCAUUAAGUAAAAAGAAAUGUAUCUAUGAGGGCUAAAAGUAAAAUUAUAAAAAAAACCACCAUCAACGCAAAGCAUUGUUGUGCUUUCUUUCACAGGUUUUACUGCCAUUUUCUAUAAAAUUUCAAAUCCGAUUCCGAUUCCUUUAAACCCAUCGAUUAUUCUCUCCCAAAAUCAAGCUCCUUCACUUCACAGAGGCGAUAACAAUGGCGAUGUCGAUCAGACGUUUUGAGCAUGAGACCCCCAACAAUACCCACGACACUUUUGAGGUCACCUUCUUUGAAGACACUGUUCUACCUAUAGUCACAAAAACACCAUCCAUCGUCGAUGUGUGGGUAACCCGCAUCGAACACAAAUACCGCCGUCGUCCCCACUCCCUCGUCGUCGGCGUCGAUGUUGAGUGGCGUCCUAAUCUCAUUCGGAGCUACGAAAACCCUGUGGCUACCCUCCAACUGUGCGUGGGACGCCGCUGUCUGAUUUUUCAACUCCUCUUCUCGCCUACAAUGCCUCAGUCGCUCAAAAACUUCCUCCGCAAUCCCUCCUACACAUUCGUCGGCGUCGGGAUCAAUAACGACGUAGAGAAACUUAUGCAGAAUUGGAACCUGGAGGUUGCGAAUACGGCUGACAUUGGGGAUUUGGCAGCAGAGGAGUAUGGCAUGAGGAAUCUUCGGAAUGCAGGGUUGAAAGGGUUGACGAGAAGGGUCCUCGGAAAGGAGUUGAUCAAACCCCAGAAUGUUACGAUGAGCGAUUGGGAUGAUGAACGGCUGACUCUGGCGCAAGUGCAGUAUGCGUGCAUCGAUGCUUUCUUGAGUUAUAAGAUUGGGAGCAUUUUGAUUUCUGGAAAUUAUAACUGAUUGAAUUCGCAAUCUAUGAUUCUACGAUCUAAGGUAUUGUUUGACAAGAACAUGUUAGGGUUCUUAAUGAUUUUAGUAGUGAAUGUUUUUUUGAUGAUUUAGGGAUAUGAUGCUUUAAUUGAAUGAAUGGAUUUCGGA